Rhopilema esculentum is the source of this 1191-nucleotide messenger RNA. Lineage: Eukaryota; Metazoa; Cnidaria; Scyphozoa; Rhizostomeae; Rhizostomatidae. The record is from RefSeq and is a predicted model, not a curated record.
AUGGCAAAUGUGAGCUACUGGAACAACUCAUUUGUGAAAACAGAUACUACUGUAAGUAGAAACAAAACGUAUUCCCUGACAGACAACGGAAACGGAACAACCUCAUGUGACAUUUCGGAGCCACUUGGAACCGAUUUUCGUGUUGCUCUUUACUGUCUUGUUAUCAUUGUAUCAACCAUAGGCAACACUUUGGUUAUAUUUGUGGUCAUUAGAAACAGGAGAAUGCACUCUGUUGCGAACUAUCUGAUAUGCAACAUGAGCAUCGCAGACCUGCUGAUCACCAUUCUGCCCAUGACAUGGGAGGUAGUAAAGCUGCGACAUUACCCCGAUGGUACCUGGCCCAUGGGCGCCUUCAUGUGUUCAUUCACAUACAUUUGUAUUUACAUAUCCGUUGCUUGCUCUAUCUUGACUUUGACCUCAAUCUCACUCGAUCGAUUUUUUGCAGUUCUUUAUCCGUUGAAGCAAUACAUAACAAUGGAUAAGCUACCCUUUCUGCUUAUCGCAAUAUGGAUUGUCUCCUUCGCAUUCGCCAGCCCUAUGAUAUUCGCGCAAGGACUUAUAACAGAAAACAACAAAACCUAUUGUAUAGAGUACUGGAAGCCUCCAUUUCACAUGACUGAAAGUCCGAAACAUUAUACAAUCAUACUUUUCACAGGAUUGUACGCUGUACCGCUGCUAGUAAUGUCAGUACUUUAUACAUUGAUCGUCGUCAAGCUAUGGCGCAGAAACAUACCUGGAAACAGGAGCUCAAGAGCCAAGCUGCAAGCUUUGAAACAGAAGAAAAACGUCAUUAAGAUGCUUGUUUGCGUUCUCGGUGUUUUUGCUAUCUGUUGGUUCCCAGUGUUUUUUGCGCAGUUUUCGUUCUUUUUUAAUCCAACCUACAUAGCCUGUCCCAAUUCAUUUCCGCACUGGUUACAGUUCUUUGCAUUUUUCAUGCAGUAUUUGGGCAGUGCAGUUAAUCCCUUUGUAUAUUUUGCAUUUAGCAAGGCCUUUCGAGUUGGAUUUUGGUCUGCAUUCAAAUCAUCGUCUUUUCGCAGGCGAGAAAGCAAUUACCCAACAAUCUCUAGGUCUCAUGGGAGAAGCACAAGGCGUGGAACUAUCUCACCAAACACGCCUAGGCCAUCUGUAGCGAAUCGUCCAAGAGCGAUAAGUGUUCAGCUGAACUCGCUGAAAGAAAAGCAAGUGGAGUGA